AUGGAAUCGGCCGCAGAAUCAAAGGUCGAUGUGCUCAUCGUCGGAGCCGGCCCCGCAGGCCUCAUGCUCUCGCUCUGGCUGGCCAAGUUGGGGGUCAAGACAAGAGUCGUGGACAAGCGAACAGGCAAAAUUGUCUCCGGUCAAGCGGAUGGGUUUCAAUGUCGUACCCUGGAGAUUUUCGACAGUUUUGGGAUUGGACACAAAGUAUGGCAUGAAGCAAACCACAUGCUAGAAGUUAGUUUUUGGAAUCCAGAUCAAGAUGGCAAGAUUCGUCGCCAUCACCGUGGCCCCAAUACGCAGCCGAAUCUUUCACGGUUCACCGAGUCCGUGCUGCACCAAGGCCGCGUCGAGAGCAUCCUCAUCGAUACGAUCCGAGCGUCUGCCUCUGAUAAGCACCCAUUGAUCGAGAUUGAGCGGAGCGUCAUGCCAACGGCGCUGACUAUUGACGAAAGUUGUGUUGACGACGAAGAUGCUUACCCCGUAGAAGUGACUCUACGCCACCUGACUGAAGAAGAAGCAACCCCAACGCAAAGACUAAGUAAUUUACAAGACGGGCUGUACAGAAGCAACCUGGCGGAGGAUGACACAGAGAGGCUGCUUGCGAAUACGAAUGGGGUUGGGAGAGAGGAGAAAGUGCGAGCCAAGUAUGUAGUUGGAUGCGAUGGGGCGCAUUCAUGGGUGAGAAAGACUCUCGGCGAAGAAUAUCAGAUGAAGGGUGAAUCAACUGAUGCCAUUUGGGGAGUGCUGGACAUUAUCCCUAUCACAGACUUCCCGGAUAUUAGAAGCAGAUGCAUGAUACACAGCGCCGAGUACGGAGCCAUGAUGAUCAUUCCUAGAGAAAAUAAGCUCGUUCGAGUUUACACACAGCUCAAGAAAGUAUCCACAGGCACAGGCCGCGUUGAUAGAUCACAGAUCACUCCGGAUUUUAUCUUGGAGACGGCAAGAAAGAUUCUAAGUCCCUACACCCUUGACUACCACUACAUUGAUUGGUGGACCGCAUACCAAAUUGGACAACGAGUCGGCGAUCGUUUUAGCAAACACAACCGUGUUUUCCUUACAGGAGAUGCGGUGCACACACACUCACCCAAGGCCGGCCAGGGUAUGAACGUUUCCAUGGGAGACACGUACAAUCUUGGGUGGAAACUCGGCCUCGUCUGCAAGAAGCUGCUGCGACCACAAGUGCUUGACACGUAUGAGUUGGAGCGGAAGCAGAUUGCUCAGCAGCUCAUUGCCUUUGAUCACAAGUUCUCCAGGCUCUUCUCAGGGAGGCCGGCCAAGGAUGCCUCGGACGAGGCGGGGUCUUCCAUGAGUGAGUUUCAACAGGCGUUCCGAGAAGCACAACUGUUCAUCACGGGUGUCGGCAUCCGCUACCAGCCCAGCAUUCUCACAUCAGAAAGUGAUUUGAAAGGAGGCCUGCAGGACACUGAGACAGCGUCUCAAGGCCAGGUCAUAAGCGUCGCCGAGUCUGCCGCGCAUUGCCAGCCUGGUAGACGCUUUGCAUCGCAAAUAGUGCUGUCACAGGCAGACGCCCGGCCAUGGGAGCUGCAGCUGCAUCUGCCUUCAGACGGCCGUUUCCGCGUCGUCGUAUUCGGCGGGGACAUCUCGCAAGCCACGCAGCUGGCCACCGUCAACAAGCUUGGGGGCUGGCUCCAGGCCAAUUGGAUGACGGACGAGGACCCGUCCAUUGUCGACGUGCUGCUGGUGCACUCGGCGCCGCGUGACAAGAUUGAGAUGCUGCAGGAUCUUCACGACGUCUUCCACCCGUUCGACAAGAAGCUGGGAUGGGACUAUGACAAGGUAUUUGCGGAUAGCCAAGGCAGUGCACACGAGCACUAUGGCGUUGACCCAGAAAGGGGGGCCAUUGUAGCGGUGCGUCCCGACGGUUAUAUUGGUCUGGUGACGGCACUGCAGGCGGAAGAUGGCUGGAGACGGCUGCAGGUCUGGUUUGACGGGCUGUUGAGGCCAAGUUCGAGCUAA
Messenger RNA from Trichoderma virens Gv29-8, 1977 nucleotides. RefSeq lists its product as uncharacterized. The record is from RefSeq and is a predicted model, not a curated record. Gene Ontology annotation, molecular function: FAD binding. Bases 1 to 1977 code for a protein of 658 amino acids. The transcript is spliced from 9 exons. Lineage: Eukaryota; Fungi; Ascomycota; Sordariomycetes; Hypocreales; Hypocreaceae.